CGGCCGGGCCAGGUCUUAUACGGCGCGUUCCGAGCGCAGCGCGCGGCACGGGCAGCGCCGGGGCACCGCAGCAGCGCGCCGGAGGACUCGCGUCGGCUCGCCGGGACCCCCCCGCACCCCCCCCGCGCGGCUCGGCGCCCUGGCCCGGGGCAGCGUCCCUUGGAGAGAGCGCGCGGGCGCAGCACCAUGGAGUCGGGGAGCAAGAUGACAGCUCGCUUGAUGCUGGCGGUGGGAGGAGCAGUGCUGGGCUCCCUGCAGUUUGGCUAUAACACUGGAGUCAUCAACGCCCCUCAGAAGGUGAUUGAAGAGUUCUACAACCAGACGUGGCUAACUCGCUAUGAGGAACCGAUCACCACUGGCACCCUUACCACCCUGUGGUCCCUCUCUGUUGCCAUAUUCUCUGUUGGGGGAAUGAUUGGAUCUUUCUCCGUUGGGCUGUUCGUCAAUCGCUUUGGCCGACGUAACUCCAUGCUGAUGUCAAACAGUCUCGCCUUCCUGGCGGCCAUCCUGAUGGGGUUCUCCAAGGUGGCUUAUUCCUUCGAGAUGCUGAUCCUGGGCCGCUUCGUCGUCGGGUUGUAUUCUGGCCUCACCACUGGCUUCGUGCCCAUGUAUGUGGGUGAGGUGUCUCCGACAGCACUGAGAGGGGCUCUUGGAACAUUCCACCAGCUUGGCAUAGUCGUGGGCAUCCUCAUCGCACAGGUGUUUGGGAUGGACUUAAUCAUGGGGAACGAGUCGCUCUGGCCCCUCCUGCUGGGCUUCACCUUUGUCCCUUCCUUGCUGCAAUGUAUCAUCCUGCCCUUCGCCCCCGAGAGCCCCCGGUUCCUCCUUAUCAAUCGCAAUGAGGAGAACAAAGCCAAGAGUGUCCUGAAGAAGCUCAGAGGGACAACAGACGUCAGCAGCGACCUGCAGGAGAUGAAGGAAGAGAGCCGGCAGAUGAUGAGGGAGAAGAAGGUCACAAUACUGGAGCUCUUCCGCUCCCCUUUGUAUCAACAGCCGAUCCUCAUUGCCAUUGUCUUGCAGCUGUCUCAGCAGCUCUCGGGGAUCAAUGCGGUCUUCUACUAUUCUACCAGCAUCUUUGAAAAGUCAGGUGUGGAGCAGCCAGUCUAUGCCACCAUCGGCUCCGGGGUGGUGAACACUGCUUUCACGGUUGUCUCGCUCUUUGUGGUGGAGCGAGCCGGGCGCAGGACGCUGCACCUCAUCGGCCUGGCUGGGAUGGCAGGCUGUGCAGUACUCAUGACCAUUGCCCUGGUGCUGCUGGACCAAAUGGCCUGGAUGUCCUACAUCAGCAUCAUUGCCAUCUUUGGGUUUGUGGCUUUCUUUGAGAUUGGCCCAGGCCCCAUCCCUUGGUUUAUCGUGGCAGAAUUGUUCAGCCAAGGCCCUCGCCCUGCUGCUUUCGCCGUUGCCGGCUUGUCCAAUUGGACCUCCAACUUCAUCGUGGGCAUGGGCUUCCAGUAUGUGGAGCAACUCUGCGGCCCGUACGUCUUCAUCAUCUUCACGGUGCUGCUGAUCCUCUUCUUCAUCUUCACCUACUUCAAGGUGCCCGAGACAAGGGGCCGGACCUUUGACGAGAUUGCCUCCGGGUUCCGCCAGGGCGGCGCCAGCCAGAGUGACAAGACGCCUGACGAGUUCCACAGCUUGGGAGCAGACUCUCAGGUCUAACAAGCCAGCCGCUCGUCCUUCUGCUCCACCACGGAACUUCGCUCCCAGGGGGUUUAACGCAGGUGCAGAAACCAGGCAGGAGGGAUGAGCGGGGAGAGGGGGUGGCGGGCGCAUUUGUUCCAUCUCUAGAGUCCCCCAGCAAUAUACGGACACACAUUUGCUAGGAACAAUUUUAGCUGAUUUCAUGUCCAGGAUUUCAAAUAUGAUAGAUUCAGAAACAACAACUAAUGUUUUAAACCAACCAACCACCUCCAGCUUUGUGAGCCGGAGGCGGCUCCCUUAUUAAUGAAGCGACAGAUUUUUUUAAUUAGAAGUUUUUAAAGGUCAAUACUUUUAAAGGUUUUAAUCACUGAAGAAAGCCUGUUUUAAUGUCUCAAACAGUCUCAAAUUUCAAACCCCCAGUGGGCUGGGGGAGCAGGAUUCUACCCACCAGGGACCAUGGGGGGAGGGGCCAAGGACUGUAAUGUUAAUGGAUUCAUUCUGAUCCUCUACAAGUCUGAGCAGUAGCUACAACUGAACGGUGCCCCAGGAGGAACUCUGAAAGGGCUGUAGCACUGUAGUGAUACAUGGACAGUCCUAGGGGGACCUGCCUUCUGGGGUCCUCACCACAUCUCCCAGGAUUUAGAAUCUCCAGUGGCAGCUUCUCAGUCCUUCUGAACCUGUCCCCAGCUGAAUAUACUUUCCUCACCUGAAUGAAUCAUUUCCUCUGAGUCAGAUGGGUAUAGUUUGGGUGGGGUGAGAUUUUUGUUGGUGGGGGGGAGGGGGAAGGGAAUUAAAAACUUUUUUUUUUUAGUCAGGCAAUAUUUGCCUUAUAGGUCAAUUGCCGUGAAUAUGGACAGGGAAGCCUCACUACUGAAAAACCAGCAACCUGCCCCCUUGGCUCAUUGAUAAAAACAAACCAACACACCAGAAUUGAAAUCCAGUCUUGCUUUGCUCCCACCACAAGCAACCCUCGCAUUGAAGGUAUAUUUAAGAAGCAGUAGUGGUAUGUUUACAGGCCGCAAAAGCCAGUUUGGGGCAAAAUAAACUGGCUGCCACAAUACAAACACUAGCCCAGUCACUACCUUGUAAGUCCGAGACUCUCAGAAAUUAAUCACAGGUUUCAAAGUAGCAGCAGUGUUCGUCUGUAUUCUCAAAAAGAAAAGGAGGACUUGUGGCACCCUAGAGACUAACCAAUUUGAGCAUAAGCUCAGGAAAGCUUAUGCUCAAAUAAAUUUGUUAGUCUCUAAGGUGCCACAAGUCCUCCUUUUCUUUUUGAGAAAUUAAUCAGUUGAAUGGAGACAUACAUUUCCUGCUUUGUGUAUAGACUGGAAGAUAUAUAUUUGUUCAAUGGUGUUAAUAGUAGACAUUAAGUUAUAGUGUUUCUGAUUGAUUGACAAGCAAAGUACUGUAAAUAUUCUUGAACUAUAUUCACAUUGUACAAUGUAAACAAAGUAUAGAUACAAAGGUAUAGUUUCUAUAGCAACUGUAAUGAAAUGCUUGUUCAAUAGAAUGAAUGACUUUUGUAUAGUUAACUUACCUGCACUGUAGUUGCAUCUGUUGCACUGAAUUUUAGUCUUAGCAUAUUACAAACAAACACCCUGUCCUUUUAGAGGCUCAUGGCACAUUUCCAAAGCCACCUGCAGCUAUUUAAUAAUAUUUUUUUAUUUAUUUGUCUGUUUUUAAAGUGGCUACAUGACCACACUUGAAAGAAAAUAAACUUAGAAAAAAAUCAUCUCUCUGUGUACAGCGCAAAGUCCGAAAGACUAACUGUUUUUUAAAAAAAUAAAUAAAAAUAAGUGCCAAGAGAAGGAAGAGAAACUUGUGUGGUGUGGAAAGAAUUAAAAAAAAAAAAUAGUACGUAGGACAAGA
Molecule: messenger RNA, 3510 nt
Organism: Caretta caretta (loggerhead turtle)
Lineage: Eukaryota; Metazoa; Chordata; Testudines; Cheloniidae
Gene: SLC2A1
Product: solute carrier family 2 member 1
Biological process (GO): dehydroascorbic acid transport; response to insulin
Cellular component (GO): apical plasma membrane; basolateral plasma membrane; plasma membrane
Molecular function (GO): D-glucose transmembrane transporter activity
Source: RefSeq, a predicted model, not a curated record